Molecule: messenger RNA, 324 nt
Organism: Rodentolepis nana
Lineage: Eukaryota; Metazoa; Platyhelminthes; Cestoda; Cyclophyllidea; Hymenolepididae
Source: the annotation of a GenBank genome assembly
AUGGCGUCAACAGUCAAGCAUAUUUCAAGUAAAAAGGAGUUUGAGGAUCUUCUCAAAGGCGAUAAACUCGUCGUAUGUGAUUUCUAUGCUACUUGGUGUGGACCUUGCAAAGCCAUUGCCCCGAAAUUAGAAGCUUUGGCAAAGGAGCAUACUGAUGUUGUAUUCGCCAAAGUCGAUGUAGACGAAUUGGAAGACCUAGCUCAUGAACAUGACAUAUUAGCGAUGCCCACAAUUGUUCUUUUCAAAAAAGGCGCUUCUGUAGGUCGCUCGAUUGGAGCCGCUAUCGAAAAGGUGAAGACUGAAAUUGCUAAACAUUCAAGUUAA